UUCAUGAGCAAUAAAUGCCCUAUUAUUGUAGAGUUUUUCUCCUUAUACAUACAACAUAGGCAUACAAAUUUACAUUUAUCUCCUUCAUUUAGGCGGCAAUUUUGCCUCCAAAAUUGGUUGCCACUCUACUACUUCAUAUAAUAUAAAUAUAAAGAUACAUAAAACCAAUACAUUUCCCCCCCUCAUCCUCAUCCGCUUUUCACUUCAUUCCGCCUUUUCGCUUCUUUCAUUCAUAAAAUAAAACUUAGGGAGAAGGGCCAAAAAGGACACUAAGGUUUUUAAUGAAUCUCGGAUAAAAUACUCGUGUUUAUUGUGGACCAAAUAAACACAAAUUUAACCUUUUACGUUCAUUUUUAACCACUCACUACCGUUGCCGUUAAAUGGCCGUUUCCCAGCUAUAGUGAGGAUUGGGAGAGCUCCAAGUUGAUGUCUCGUCUUCAGAGGAGUCUCAGGUGUUCAUCAUCAUAAAUUGCUUCCAACUUUGAGCACCAAGAGCCCGUUUGGAGAACUCUAUUUUCGGCUUAUCAGGCUUAUCAGCCAGCUUUUUCACCAAACACGUAACUUUUACUUUCGCGCGCUGAAUUGUGUAAUAAGCCGAAAAAGUAAGGUUGGAGUUACUUUUCUGGCUGUAUUGGCUGAAGUUACUGUUGAGGACCAUUUUAGCUAUUUUUACAUAUAAUUUUUUCUUUAAUUUAUUAAUAAAAGAUAUUUUUAAAAUAUUUUUUUCUUAAAUCAGCAGAAUCAGCCAAAACAGCCACUCCAGCCAGAAUAUCAUAAAUUUCAGCAGAAUCAGCCAAAACAGCCGAUUUUGGUGCUACCAAACGGGCUCCAAAUAUCAAUCUUCCAAAGCAACACUUUUUGGUCAUGGUGUUGCUUUUCUUGAGCUAUCCUUUUGUAUUAUUUAAACUCCAUUUCAAUCCUUCUCCUGUUCUUCUGAAAUUGCAGAAUCAUAGCCAUGACUUCCUCUGCUGCACUACUUGAAGCCAUUCUUUUCUUCUUAAGCUCUAAUUCAGUUCACUUUGCAUUCCUUCUUUCAGCCUUUGCCAUUUUUCUCAAGCUCCAAUUCGGCUCUCUUCCAGCAUACCCAUGUCUGGUUAUGCACUGAAGUUCUUCCACAAUUUACAAGAUCCAACCUUUGAGACAGAGUUCAAAUCAAAACCAACUUUUGAGCAAAACCCACAACUUAAUUCCCUGGAAUGCAUAACCAAUUACUUGAAGAACCAAUUCAUUAGCCCCACGAGAAAAAGCACGAAGACACAACAUGUCGGAAAACAAAAACCCAAACCUAAAAUCAAAUCCGUAUAAAACUGCUUAUAAAAAUGGAAGCAGUCCAUUACCAAACCCCCAAUAAAGUAGGCCAAGAAGCUCCUACAAAGCUCAUGAACACUACACAGAGUGAGCAGCAGACCUUGAUGAACAAGAAUCUGCAUGUGGGUCUGAAGAUUUCAACAUUUCAGUUGCAGUGAUAGAUAAUUGGGUUGCACAAAUGAAGAUUAGAGGGUGAGAGUAGAUGGGUAAGCCGGGAAGAAUGAGAAGUGGGGGCGAAAUGGAGGGGCUAUUAUGAAGAGUUGAGUGUUCUCCAUGAAAAUUGACUUAGGGUUGCGAAUGAGGCUGUGUGUUUAAUCGCAGAGAAAUGGAAAGGGGUGUUGUAGCUGGGAAAUGGUCUUUGGAACGGUAAUGUUAAUGCGUGGUUAAAAAUGAAGGGCCUUUUAUUCCUUCCCGUGCUGAAGUUGUCGAGUCCAGCUAGGGUUCUUCGUCGGCUAACCAGGGACGUUUUGUGCUCUUCCGUCCAAAGUAACCUGAUUUUCCUUCUCCGAUUCUCCUCUUUGCAGAUUUUGUAAUGCAUAACAAAGAGCAGAGCAUGAGCAUGAACAUGAAUGCAGUGCUAGAAAUGAUUGAUUCUGAAAGUGAUGCUAUGUUUUGUGAUAUGAAUGUUGAUAAUGCGACUAUUGACUUAGAAGAAUAUAUUGAACAAGAGGAAGAUUAUGAUGAAACCAGUGAGGGUGAAGAGGAACCCAUUAAGGAAAAUGAAAAGGAUGAUGUGGCGCGUGGAGAGGAUAAAAUUGUAGAAAAUAUUCCUUUCUUCAAUAGUAUUGAUGAUAUUAAUGAUGAUGUGACUAGUAGUUGGUCAUUAUCGAGUCCAACCGUUCAAUGGACUCCAUGUGAUGAGCUAAAGAAAGGGUUGAUUUUUAAGGAUAAGGCUGAUUUGAAAAGGGCCGUUCAGCUUUACUCUAUUAAGAGGCACCGCAUGUAUGAAGUAGUUGAAACGAAAACAAUUGUGUGGUCAUUGAAGUGUGCGAAACACAAGGAAGGCGGUUGUCGUUGGAGGCUUUUAGCAUGUAAGCGUAAGUCCCAUCAGCGUUUUGAAAUAACUAAAUAUGAUGGCCCGCACCAAUGUGUGUACCAAAGUUUGAGUCGGGAUCACCCAAUGUUAGACUCAAACUUAUUGGCACGAGAAAUUGAAAAUCAAGUCAAAGUGGAGCCUUCCAUUACAGUGGCAGCCUUAAUAGAGGUUUCGAAAGAUAAGUUCUCUUACGAUGUGUCAUAUAAGAAGAUGUGGCAUGCGAAGCAAAAGGCAAUACAUACUGUCUUUGGUGACUGGGAGAAAUCCUAUAAAAUGUUACCUAAAUUUAUUGCCGCGCUUGAAAAGUGUAAUAACAUGAUUGUUGUAUGGCAGUUUGAAAAGUUGCAAGAUCAAAAUAUGGGGACUUUUCAGCGCAUGUUUUGGGCUUUUCCACAAUCUGUUGAGGGAUUUAAAUAUUGUAGGCCCGUAAUUAGUAUUGAUGGAACUCAUUUGUAUGGGAGGUACAAAUCAAGGGGGGUGCAGCUUCAAUUUGAUGUUCUCCACAUCGUGUGAGCUACGGUGGUCCUAGAAGGGCAGGGCCGUAUAUUGGGAAUAUCAGCUCCUCCUUUGAUGUUAAUGGCAUGAUCACACUCCCUAUUUGGUGGUAACCCCGGUGUCGUUUGAAAAUCUUGAGGAAACUCAGCCAGAAGUUUAUGCUAUUCCUUCCCAGGUUUUCUGGGGGAAUAUUUCUUCUGAUGAUGGAUCCCAGAUUUGCAGGAGAAACUCUAAAACAUUUUGAAGUACACUCCAAUCUCCUUAUGGAUGCACAUCGUUCGAUGUCAAAUGAAAUGCACAUACUUAAGAAAGCAGCCAGUAAUGCUGAUGAGCUGGAUGACAAACAGGAGUGCUCAAAGAACUUUAGUCUGUGUGACCAAGUGACCAAGAAUGAGCAGAAAUAUUGUGGCCCUGUGAUGGUGGGCUUGGUGCAUUUGUGUUGUUUUGGAUCUCUACAUUUUGUGUUCGGUGAUUGUUUGAAGAGUCAACAUUAUAAAUAGUAUGUAUAUAUUGGCAUCGGUCUAUUUUUCUUGAUGGUCGUUCUUUAAGUAAUGGAGGAGCUGAAUAUCCUUCAGGAUCAAUGACAUGUAUCCUGCUAUUCUUGUUGUUCCAUAAGCAUUUGAUAAUGAGGUGACUAUGGGACAACUCUUGUUUGAACUCAUACAUUUUUCCGUAACUUGUAUUUCACAAAAGUUAGUUGUAGGUAAUCAGUUAUCU
Cuscuta epithymum is the source of this 3556-nucleotide messenger RNA. The record is from the annotation of a GenBank genome assembly. NCBI's taxonomy places the organism in Eukaryota, Viridiplantae, Streptophyta, Magnoliopsida, Solanales, Convolvulaceae.